This is a messenger RNA of Ambispora gerdemannii, 576 nucleotides long. Lineage: Eukaryota; Fungi; Glomeromycota; Glomeromycetes; Archaeosporales; Ambisporaceae. The record is from the annotation of a GenBank genome assembly.
AAUUUAACGACUUCUUUCUGGCAACUGAGCAAGGAAGGGAAUGACAAAUGGAUGUACGGAGAAUUUCCAGUUCAAGGUGGACUCAUGCAUAGAAGAAUGCAUGCUCAUUGGAAAGACUGCUAUUUCGAUUCCCACGAUUGCAUUAUAAAUAAGACGUCUUUCAAGUACGUGGUCACUCCAAACGUAACCGCACGCUCUACAAUGAAGUAUCAUACGGUCGCUCGCAGUCUUAGUAUCCUUGCAAUAUGUUUCUUACUAACCAACACGGUUGAAGCAUAUCUCGUGCAUAUAUAUGCCACCGAUGACUCCUAUUGGAACCCAAUUGAUACCUGUGUACCAUACGUAACAAAUUGUGACGGCCACGGGACUAAGCUAUGCAACGGUCAAGAAGCAAUCUGCGCCGGUGGCACACUAUUGGAUUGCGAGGUACCAGAUGAUCAGUGGUCUUGUGCUCACGUGAAGAAAACCAACGUCGGCACUGGAGAUGUGUACUACGCAACCGACAAAGCUUCGUGUUUUGCAUACAAAGGUUAUGAAAACGGCGCUUGGGAAUUUCAUCAAGUAGAUUGUACUUAA